GGCGAUUUCGACUUUGACGUAAAGCAAAGUUAAACAGAUAAACAGCAGCUUUCAAUCUAAUUUUCAAGGGGAUAUCGUACAAAUCUUAAUAAAACAGGGGGGAAAAGGCAACAGCUAUUUCAUAUCUACGCAACAUCAGUUGUUUCUAGGUCUCUGUAGCGUUUUGAGAAGGAUCUUGUUUUUACAUUCGACCAGACGCCACCUCAGCAAUUUAUCAGAAGCUUUUAGACUACAUCCAUUCUGAAAGGGACCUAUCGUCAAACAAGACUCAUUAAACAGCAUUUGACGAUUUGGUUGCCUGUCACGUUCCACGUCACGUCAAGCGCAAUCCUGCCAUCAGUCUCUCUCCAGCAGUGACUUCGGAGCAAUAGACUUGCUCAACAAGAAUCUUCAAUUCGUAUAAAAAUCGCGGAUGUUUCUGAAGUCAAACUUGUCGAGAAAGAGUCGCUAGGCAAUCAAAAGGAAACUAUACCGCGCCAACUGAAUCCGCGACUGAGCCCACAGGAAUUAACCCAAAAGUCACGUGACCAUAAUUAAAAAAAAAAAAAAAAACUUAAAAAAUGAGCUUGAAAAUUAGUCUGAAAAAGAAGAAAAAGCCGGAUUUGGAUUCAAAUCCCCAAGACGCUAGCAACGAUGAUGAAUUGCCCAAAGAGUGCUCAGAGAGUGACGCCACAGAGGGAAAGCUGGAUGAAGCAGCAGAUAAAGUCAUUGAUGAAGUCGAAGAUGAAGUCAAAGAAGAAGUCGAAGAUGGAGUCAAAGAAAAAGGUAAAUUGAAAGAAAAAGUCAAAAGUAAAGAUAAAGUCAAAGUCAAAGAGAAAGUCAAGAAAGCAGAGGGCAAAUCGAAGGGCGCUGGAGCCUUUGGAAGCCUUUUUGGUAAGAAAGUCGCAGCGGCUGCAGAGGAAGCGGUUGGUGAUCCGGACAAGGCCGUUGCAACAAUUGAAGAAGACUUGUCUGGCAUUGAUGAAAUAAUCAAAGAUCCAACUAACGUGGAUUCCUGUAUCGACGGAGUAUCACAAGUCGUUGAUGAAUCGAUCGACCAAAAGGAAACUGAAUCCGCGACUGAGUCAGAAGAAGAAGCAAAGGGUACGUUACCAGAUACGAAAAAGAGCAAGAAAAUGAGCCGAGGAAUGAGCCUGAAAAGAAAGAAAAAGCCAGAUUUGGAUUCGAAUCCACAAGACGAUGGGAAAGAAGAUGAAUUGCCCAGCAAAGAUUGUCUGGAGAGUGAAACCACAGAGGAAAAACCGGAUGAAGCAGCGGAUGAAGCAGCGGAUGAAGCAGCGGAUGAAGUCACUGAUGAAGUCGAAGAUAAAGUCAAAGAAAAAGAUAAAGUAAAAAGUAAAGACAAAGAUAAAGUCAAGGAGAAAGUCAAAGAUGUCAAGAAAGCAGAGGGCAAAUCAGAAGUUCGAUCGAAGGGCGCCUUUGGAAGUCUUUUUGGCAAGAAAGUCGCAGCAGCUGCAGAGGAAGCGGUUGGUGAUCCGGACAAGGCCGUUGCAACAAUUGAAGAAGACUUGUCUGGCAUUGAUGAAAUAAUCAAAGAUCCAACUAACGUGGAUUCCUGUAUCGACGGAGUAUCACAAGUCGUUGAUGGAUCGAUCGACCAAAAGGAAACUGAAUCCGCGACUGAGUCAGAAGAAGAAGCAAAGGGUACGUUACCAGAUACGAAAAAGAGCAAGAAAAUGAGCCGAGGAAUGAGCCUGAAAAGAAAGAAAAAGCCAGAUUUGGAUUCGAAUCCACAAGACGAUGGGAAAGAAGAUGAAUUGCCCAGCAAAGAUUGUCUGGAGAGUGAAACCACAGAGGAAAAACCGGAUGAAGCAGCGGAUGAAGCAGCGGAUGAAGCAGCGGAUGAAGUCACUGAUGAAGUCACUGAUGAAGUCGAAGAUAAAGUCAAAGAAAAAGAUAAAGUAAAAAGUAAAGACAAAGAUAAAGUCAAGGAGAAAGUCAAAGAUGUCAAGAAAGCAGAGGGCAAAUCAGAAGUUCGAUCGAAGGGCGCCUUUGGAAGUCUUUUUGGUAAGAAAGUCGCAGCAGCUGCAGAGGGAGCGGUUGGUAUUGUGAACAAGGCCGUUGCAACAAUUGGAGAAGACCUGCCUGGCAUCGAUGAAAUGAGCAAAGAUCCAACUAACGUGAAUACCUGGAUCGACGGAGUAUCAAGUGUCAUAAACGACGGAUCAGCAGAAGUAACCGACGGAGUAGCAGAAGUCGUAAACGAAAAAUUGGCAGAAGAGCAAUCAAAAGUCACGUCACCAGAACCGAAAAAGGGCGUGAAAAUGAGCCUGGGAAUGAGCCUGAAAAAGAAGAAAAAGCCAGAUUUGGAUUCGAAUCCACAAGACGCUGGCAAAGAAGACGAAUUGCCCAGCAAAGAUUGUCUGGAGAGUGAAACCACAGAGGAAAAACCGGAUGAAGCAGCGGAUGAAGUCAUUGAUGAAAUCGAAGAUAAAGUCAAAGAAAAAGGUAAAGUCAAACAUAAAGUCAAAAAUAAAGAAAAAGUCAAAGAUGUCAAGAAAGUAGAGGGCAAAUCAGAGAAUCGAUCGAAGGGCGCCUUUGGAAGCCUUUUUGGCAAGAAAGUCGCAGUGGCUGCAGAGGAAGCGAUUGCUGAUUUGGACAAGUCGAUUGCAACAAACGGAGAAAACCUUCCUAGCAUCGAUGAAAUAAUCAAAGAUCCAACUAACUUGGAAGUUUGGGUCGAUGGAGUAUCACAAGUCGUUGAUGGAUCGGUCGACCAAAAGGAAACUGAAUCCGCGACUGAGUCAGAAGAAGAAGCAAAGGGUACGUUACCAGAAACGAAAAAGAGCAAGAAAAUGAGCCGAGGAAUGAGCCUGAAAAAGAGCAAGAAAAAGCCAGAUUUGGAUUCGAAUCCACAAGACGAUGGGAAAGAAGACGAAUUGACCAGCAAAGAGUGCUUGGAGAGUGACACGACAGAGGAAAAACCGGAAGAAGCUGAAGAUGAAGUCAUUGAUGAAGCCGAAGAUCAAGUCAAAAGUAAAGAAAAAGUCAAAAGUAAAGAUAAAGACAAAGAUAAAGUCAAGGAUAAAGUCAAAGAUGUCAAGAAAGCAGAGGGCAAAUCAGAGAAUCGAUCAAAGGGCGCUGGAGCAUUUGGAAGCCUUUUUGGCAAGAAAGUCGCAGCAGCUGCAGAGGAAGCAGUUUGUGAUCUGGACAAGUCAAUUGCAACAAUUGGAGAAGACUUGUCUGGCAUUGGUGAAAUGUGCAAAGAUCCAACUAACGUUGACUCCUGGAUUGACGGAGUAUCAAGUGUCAUAAACGACGGAUUAGCAGAAGUCGUAAGUGACGGACUGGCAGGAGUAAGCGACGGACUAACCGGAAUAAAUGACGGACUGGCUGAAGUGAACGAAGGACUAACCGGAGUAAGCGACGGAUUAGCAGUCGCAAGUGACGGACUGACAGGAGUAAGCGACGAAGUAGCAGAAGUCGUAAGCGACGGAUUAACCGAAAUUUACGAAGGACUGGAAGGAGUAAGCGACGGUCUAGCCGAUCUCAGCGACGGAGUAGCAGCAGUCGUAAGCCUCGGCCUGGCAGGAGAAAAAUCAAAAGUCACGUCACCAGAACCGAAAAAGGUCAGGAAAAUGAGCCUGAAAAUGAUUCUGAAAAAGAGCAAGAAAAAGCCGGAUUUGGAUUCAGAUUCACAAGAGGCUAGCAAAGAAGAUGAAUUGACCAGCAAAGAGUGCUUGGAGAGCGACACCAUAGAGGAAAAACCGGAAGAAGCUGAAGAUAAAGUCACUGAUGAAGUCGAAGAUGAAGUCACUGAAGUGAUUGAAGGUAAAGUCAAAGAAAAAGGUAAAGGCAAAAGUAAAGAUAAAGUUAAAAAUAAAGUUAAAGACACCAAAGUUCAGAAAGUUGUCAAGAAACCAGAAGGCAAAUCACAAGUUCGCUCAAAGGGCGCUGGAGCAUUUGGAAGCCUUUUUGGCAAGAAAGUUGCAGCGGCUGCAGAGGAAGCGGUCACAGUCGGAGAAGACCACGUAAGCGACGGAAUGGCUGAUGGCAAUCAAACGGAAACCGAUUCCUCGACUGAGUCAGAAGAAGCAGCAAAAGUCACGUUACAAGAACCGAAAAUGAGUCUGAAAAAGAGCAAGAAAAAGCCGGAUUUGGAUUCGAAUUCACAAGACGCUGGGAAAGAAGAUGAAUUGCCCAGCAAAGAUUGCCUGGAGAGCAACACCGUAGAGGAAAAACCGGAAAAAGCUGAAGAUGAAGUCAUUGAUGAAAUCGAAGAUCAAGUUGAAGAUCAAGUCGAAGAUCAAGUCGAAGAUCAAGUGAAAGAAAAAGCCAAAAGUAAAGAUAAAGUCAAGGAGAAAUUAAAGAAAGUAGAGGGCAAAUCAGAGACUCGAUCGAAGGGCGCUGGAGCCUUUGGAAGCCUUUUUGGCAAGAAAGUCGCAGUGGCUGCAGAGGAAGCGAUUGGUGAUUUGGACAAGUCGAUUGCAACAAACGGAGAAGACCUGCCUGGCAUCGAUGAAAUAAUCAAAGAUCCAACUAACUUGGAUUCCUUUAUCGACGGAGUAUCACAAGUCGUUGAUGGAUCGAUUGACCAAAAGGAAACUGAAUCCGUGACUGAGUCAGAAGAAGAAGAAGUCAAAAUCACGUCACCGGAACCGAAAAAGAGCAAGAAAAAGAGCCUGAAAAUGAGUCUGAAAAAGAGCAAGAAAAAGACGGAUUUAGAUUCAGAAUCACAAGACGCUGGCAAAGAAGAUGAAUUGCCCAGCAAAGAGUGCUUGGAGAGUGACAACACAGAGGGAAAAGCGGAUGAAACUGAUGAUAAAGUCACUGAUGAAGUCACUGAGGUAAUUGAAGGUAAAGUGAAAGGUAAAGUCAAAAGUAAAGAUAAAGACAAAGUCAAGGAGAAAGUCAAGAAAGCAGAUGGCAAAUCAGAGAAUCGAUCAAAGGGUGCCUUGGGAAGCCUUUUUGGCAAGAAAGUCGCAGCGGCUGAAGAGGGAGCGGCCACAGGCGGAGAAGACCUCGUAAGCGACAGACUAGCAGGAGUCGCUGAUGGUAAUCAAACGGAAACCGAUUCCUCGACUGAGUUAGAAGAAGAAGAAGCAAAAGUCAAUUUACCAGAACCGAAAAUGAGCCGGAAAAUGAGCAAGAAAGUUCUUGGUACAGAAGACGAAUUGGCCAAACAGGGCUUGGAGGAUGGCAGUAACACGGUACAACCGGAAGAGGCACUAACCGAUGGAGUCACCGAUGGAGUCACCGAUGUAGUCGAAGAUGAAGUCACCGAUGAAGACACAGAUGUAGUCGAAGAUGUAGUUAAAAGCAAAGCCAAAAGUAAAGCCCAAAACAAAGUCAAAGUUGCCAAAAACGUAAAAGGUGACGAAGAUGAAGAUGAAGAACGUAAAACAAAAAACAAAGGCAAAAGUAAAGGUAAAAGCAAAGUUAAACUUGACAAAAAAGUAAAGGGAGAUGAAGUUGAAGACCAAGUGGAAGAUGAAGUCAAACGUAAAGCCAAAAACAAAUCUAAAGUUGGCAAGAAAGUAGAAGCUGAUGAAGACGAAGAUUUAGAAGAAGAAGAAGACUCGGAAGAAGACGCGUACGAAGACUCGGAUGAAGAUGAAGUCAAUCGUAAAACCAAAACCAAAGGCAAAGUUGCCAAGAAAAGACAGAGCAAAAAAGUUCGAACGGCGGUCGUUUCCGUGAGUAAAGCUGUCGGAGGUAUUAUUGCCGGGCAAAUCGGAUCGGCUGCAGCGGGUGCCAUUGUCGGAGCCGUUUACGACGUGGGCACGGCCAUUGCCACACGCGGAGAUGAGAUGAACGGCAUUUGUGGAAUAAUCAAAGAUCCCAAAAACGCCGAUUCCUGGAUCAAAGCAGCAUCAGGUAUGACUAAAGACACACAAGAUCAAAACAUUUUUGGCAGUGAAUCGGAAAGUGAACCAUCGCCCGAGUCAGAAGAAGAAGAAGAAACGACGCCAAAACGGAAAAAGAGUCUCAAAUCAAGUAAGGGCAAGUCGAUGGAAGUCGAUGCAGACCCAGCAGAGCAAGACCUUGUGCGCAUCUACGACAUUACCUCACAGACAAUGAGAAAGAUCCUGAAAGAGGCCGGAAUCGCUUUACCGGAAUAUCAAGGCGGUCGAUCAGUGUCUGCCCUCGUUAAGCAAUUACAACGACUAACAGAAAUGGCCAAAAACGAGUCGUUCACUUUGCAUUCCUAUUACAAACUUUACGACAGUCUGCAUGAAUUGGUGACCGUCCACAAAGCAGAGUUCCAAAUGACAAGCCCAUCGACCAUCACGCUCACCGUCGCUUCCGAAUCCGUUUGCUUCGACGAAACUCUGAAGCGCUUCAUAGCCAAACUUCUUCUGUCCGUUCACGCCACCCACAAAGUCCCGUUGAAAGACGUGGCCCCCAACGACAAGAAAUUCCACUGCAUUUACCGAUUCCGCUGCAUCAUUUGCGCUCGCCACGGAAAUGAAUUCGUCUACGUCCGCCAAUCGAAGAAUUUCAAGCCUCGAUUCGAAACCCACACGGGGCAGAUGUUGCGCGAUUGGGUAAAAAGUGAGGAAAGGUCCACACUGUCGAUAGGAAUUCCCCUCGCAAAAUCCACACCCCGAAAGUCUUCGUCUACUGUAUUCGACCAUCCAGGGCACUGCCACCCUGACGUGGUGGUAAAGUUUAGCGAGAUCCUCGAAGUGGACAUAGUCCAUCGAUUUAUCGAAAUCAACAAAGACAAAACAAUUCGAAAAAACUGGGAAACAUUCAGUCAGUGGCUCUUCAAAUCAAUUGAAUACGAUGACGACGAUGACGAUGACGACGACGAAACUGAAAAUGUUACUGAAAAUGAAAAUUUAACUGAAAAUGCAAAAGAAACUGCAAAAGAAAAUGCAACUGAAAACGAAACUGAAAAUGCAAAAGAAAAUGCAACUGAAAACUUAACUGAAAAUGGAACUAACAACGGAACCGAAAGCGCAACUGAAAAUUUAACUGAAAACGCAAUUGAAAAAGAAACUGACGACGGCCCUGAGUUCUGAUUCUUAAAUAUUUCGCAUGUUAAAAUUAAUGACCAACAAGACUUUUAACACAUUGAUUUUCUUUUUUAGAUGGCCAUUUUAAGUUUUCUUCAUUUUUUGUUUCAAUAAACCGACUAAUAAAAGUACACUUCUAUA
This is a messenger RNA of Daphnia pulicaria, 7103 nucleotides long. RefSeq lists its product as uncharacterized. NCBI's taxonomy places the organism in Eukaryota, Metazoa, Arthropoda, Branchiopoda, Diplostraca, Daphniidae. The coding region runs from base 561 to 6968 and encodes 2135 amino acids. The transcript has 3 exons. The record is from RefSeq and is a predicted model, not a curated record.